UCUUGAUUCCCCUGCUUUAGAUACAAGUGUAGGAAACUGUCGACUACUUUCCUCACUCCUCAGCUCCUUCUAUACGAAUCUCUCUCUAUAUCCUCGGAUAGUUUAAGAACUCCGGACACCUUUCAACAUCCACACAUCCGAGAUUCCAUUGAACAGGUUCAUUGAUGGAUGAUGAAGAGAUUGUUAAGGGAGACAAACUUAUACUCAGGGGUUUGAUGUUCCAUGGAUUUCAUGGGGUGAAACCAGAAGAGAGGAAAUUGGGGCAGAAGUUCUUGGUAGAAGUGGAUGCUUGGUUAGAUCUUCGUGCAGCCGGUAAAUCUGAUAAUUUAGUUGACUCAGUUAGUUACACUGACAUCUAUCGCAGAAUAGUUAAGGAUAUUAUGGAGGGCCCACCCCAGAAUCUCCUCGAAUCUGUGGCUCAUCUCAUUGCAUCCACCACGCUAACCAAGUUUCCUCAGAUAUCAGCUGUCCGAGUGAAAGUGGGGAAACCUCAUGUUAGUGUUCCUGGCCCUGUUGAUUACUUGGGAGUUGAGAUUCUUAGAAAAAGAAGUGACGUGCAACAAUAAAUCUUUAUGUCACUGCUUUGGUUGAUUUUUUUUUUUUUUCUUUUAAGUUGAAAACUGGCUGACUAUGCAUUACUUUUAGAUUUUAUUUGUCGAAUA
This is a messenger RNA of Nelumbo nucifera (sacred lotus), 662 nucleotides long. Its product is annotated as dihydroneopterin aldolase 1-like. Gene Ontology annotation, biological process: folic acid-containing compound metabolic process. Lineage: Eukaryota; Viridiplantae; Streptophyta; Magnoliopsida; Proteales; Nelumbonaceae. Gene Ontology annotation, molecular function: dihydroneopterin aldolase activity. Gene Ontology annotation, cellular component: cytoplasm. The record is from RefSeq and is a predicted model, not a curated record.